This is a messenger RNA of Gastrolobium bilobum, 674 nucleotides long. RefSeq lists its product as uncharacterized. NCBI's taxonomy places the organism in Eukaryota, Viridiplantae, Streptophyta, Magnoliopsida, Fabales, Fabaceae. Gene Ontology annotation, molecular function: metal ion binding. The record is from RefSeq and is a predicted model, not a curated record. Gene Ontology annotation, cellular component: nucleus; cytosol. The coding region runs from base 125 to 664 and encodes 179 amino acids. The transcript has 2 exons. Gene Ontology annotation, biological process: protein histidyl modification to diphthamide; tRNA wobble uridine modification.
UGUUUAUCAGAAGAAAAAGAGGAAUUGUUUAUUCGCAUAGGGUUCAAAAGCUCAUCGUUGUGUUUGGCUUGGACUUCGGACAACCUUCUACUAUUGGUGAUUUAAGAACAAGCAGCAUCCAACAAUGCUUCUGGACAAGAAUGCCAUUCAGGAAACCCAUUAUGAGGUUCUCAAUGUCAAGGAAGAUGCAAGUUAUGAAGAAAUUUGUGCUAGUUACCGUAAUGUUGUACUCAGUUUAAAUCCUGAUAAACUAUUGAAGACAUCCGAAACAUCAUCCAGCAGUAAUCAAACAACUGGAGAGAUGUUUCUUAAAGUACAAAAGGCAUGGGAAGUUCUAAGCAAUUCAAGCUCUCGUUUGUUUUAUGAUAAUGAGCUGCGAAGUUCGAGGCGGGAUGUAUUGGCUGCUGAAGUUGCAGAAGAUGUAAGCUUGCAGGAUAUGAUAGCUGAAGAUGCUGGAGAUGCACUGGAACUGUUUUAUCAGUGCCGAUGUGGUGAUUACUUCUCUGUAGACUCAUUGGAAUUGCAGAAAAUGGGAUAUUCUUUGUUGAAGGAAGGAAGUAGGCUAUCUAUACUCAGCAUUGAUACUUUAUCAGGAUCAGUGAUUCUUCCCUGCGGUUCUUGUUCGUUAAAAGCUCGUCUGGUAAUCAGUAUUGAUGACAAUUGAAAUUAUUAAC